Messenger RNA from Trichobilharzia szidati, 264 nucleotides. The record is from the annotation of a GenBank genome assembly. Lineage: Eukaryota; Metazoa; Platyhelminthes; Trematoda; Strigeidida; Schistosomatidae.
AUGCCUUCAAGUUGUCAAAAUAAUGAUUGCUACAUUCGUUUUAUACAAUCUGGCGGACUUACUACAUUAAAGGGUGAGCUAGGGAUUUCCAAACAAAUUGUAUCAUCUCAGGACGUUACUUUAACUAGAGCGAACAAUGCAUGUGGUCUUUCUGCCCUACCAACUGCUGUUUCAGUGCUUUUAACUGGUCCGUGUAGUUUGAAUACAGCUGAGAUUAUUGCUUCAUCUUCUGCUGCUGCCAGUGAAAUUAAUAAGUCAGUAUGA